This is a messenger RNA of Priapulus caudatus, 2976 nucleotides long. RefSeq names its product exocyst complex component 1-like. Gene Ontology annotation, molecular function: phosphatidylinositol-4,5-bisphosphate binding. Lineage: Eukaryota; Metazoa; Priapulida; Priapulimorpha; Priapulimorphida; Priapulidae. The record is from RefSeq and is a predicted model, not a curated record. Bases 25 to 2340 code for a protein of 771 amino acids. Gene Ontology annotation, biological process: exocytosis; Golgi to plasma membrane transport. The transcript is spliced from 20 exons. Gene Ontology annotation, cellular component: plasma membrane; exocyst.
GAGGGGACGAUCUGAAGUGACACCAUGGCAGCAAUCAGACAUUCCCUGCAGAAGAGUGUGUUCCUUCCCAGCGACGAGCGACUGGUCGGCGUUGUUCACGUCACCAAGGCCGCGAAGAAGAAGAAACAAAGCUUCCUCUGUGCUGCAGUUACGACAGAAAGGCCAGUAAAGGUGACCCUGUACAAGAUCAAAAAGAGUGAAAAGGGUGAUAUAUACAAGAAGGAGAGGGCAUGGUCCCUGAAAGAUCUGAAGAAAUUUGAUGGGAAAGAUGUUAAGAAGGAUACUGCAGAGUUCGAUUUACACUUUGAGAAAGUGUACAGGUGGAUUGCAAGCAGCGUGCAAGAGAAGAAUGUGUUCAUCAGCUGUGUUUACAAGCUGAUCACCAGGUAUCUGCCUCAUCACAAGCCAGAGUUCGAAAAUGUUGCUCAAGCACUUCUCAUAGAUGCUUCCAUGCAGAGCGAUGCUGCAGCCCCAGCACCAAGCAUCGAUGCGGUGGAUGGCCAGGAAUACCAGGCAUUGUCGGCAAAGGAGGAACUUGACCUGGAGAAGCUCAUGGGUGAGGCAAAUACAUCGAUCAGCAAUGCUGAGCAGUUCGCAGAAGAGCUAGCGAAGGACUUGUCGGUGCUGGAUGGGGCUAACCUGCGAUCGCUGAUGGCGUCCGAGCAGCAGGUCUCGGACAUCAUGGCCCUGCUAGAGAGGGGCAUUCUCGAGGCUGACCGCAUAGAGGCAAGGCUGGACAAGUACGAUCUACUCCUACAGGGCGUGAAAGACUACAUGGAGUCUGUGACGGAGAAGGACAGCAUGAUCAACGUGCAGACGACAAACAAGAACAAGUUGAUGAGUUGCCUUGACAACAUGAUCCAACAGCUGGAUCUGGCGCACACUCACAAGAGGGCGUUGCUUGACGGCGACCUGAGCCAGCCGACGGGACUGCGCGAGUGCUGCCAGGCGGCGCUAGCGCUCAGCAAGGCCAUGAGCGUCGACCUAGUAAGUGCCUCUGACCUUGACAUGGGUGGGUGCCCCGACCUUGACAUGGGCCUCUACCGGUUGACCGCGGUGCAAGACCAGAUGAAGUUAUUCGACAAGCUUCGUCAGACGUUCGCCAAACGACUCUCCCACCAGCUCAACAAUCUCAUCAUCCACCUGAGCAACGCUCAUGAAGUCGCAUGCCGGCUCCCUCACGCUGUCCAACCUCGACACGGUCAAGCUGCCACGACAGCCGCCUACGCGCAGCUGAUGAAGCUGUAUAUAACAUCGGUGAACAAGAUGUACGAGAGAGAGGUGCGGCAUUUCAUAGAGACGGCCAGGAUGAGUCUAGUCGGGCGCGGAGCGAGAGGGCAGCAGGACGUUGGGCCGGACGCCUCUCCCAUGAAGAAGGCAGGAAUCACGGACGAGACGCGUAAGCUCAUGCUGGAGCUGUUCCCCAACCUGGAGACGGACCUACAGAAGUUUCUGGAUGCCGCGUAUAUGGUCGAUGGCUUUUUCUCGCUGUACAUGCUGGUGAGAGUCAACCAACACGUCAUGUCCACACAGGAUUCCGGGUCUUUUCUCGGAAAAGUCCUGGCAGCGUGCCAGCUCCAAACCAAGCGAAAUUUCGACAAAUUCAUGAAAUCCCAGAUUAAGGCAAUAGAGGAUGCGAAGGUGUCAAAGAAAACUCGCUGUGGCAUCGUGUCAUUCGUAGCAAAUUUUGCGGAUUUCGCAGCGAGAGCCGAGGUGACCUUCAAGGGAUCGGACCGACACUCCGACCUUCAGAAGUGGUUCACACAGAUCGUGAGGGCCAUCUUCAGCAACAUCGUGAGGAUCGCUAAGGAACAUCCGAAGACCCCUCAGGAACUAGUGAUGUUAGAAAAUUUCCAUCACAUGUUUUCAAGUCUAUCACGACUGAAAAUCGCGAGUCUGGAGAACGAGAGAAAGGAAGCCAAACAAUACUACAACGAACAGCUCGCUGCAUACGUCACUGCCUACUUAGGGCGCCCUCUGGAGAAGUUAAAUAAUUUCUUCGACGGGGUUCAGGCGGUGGUUGCGCGCGGGGUGAAGGAGGAGGAGGUUGGGUACCAGCUCGCUUACAACAAGCAGGAGCUGCGGAAGACCCUCAAGGAGUACCCGGGAAAGGAGGUGAAGAAAGGUCUAGACAAUCUCUACAGGAAGGUGGAGAAGCACCUGUGUGAAGAGGAAAACCUCUUGCAGGUCGUCUGGCGGUCGAUGCAGGAAGAGUUCAUCAGGCAGUACAAGCACUUCGAGGACCUGAUCACUCGCUGCUACCCCGGUGCCAACAUCACGCUCGACUUCACCAUCAACGACAUCCUAGACUACUUCUCAAACAUCGCGCAGCAGCACUGAGCAGCCAGUGGGCGCCACGUGUAGCUUCGGCGGUACUACGUCAGAGGGAGCCACGUGUAGCAGCGGCGGCGAUGCUACGUCAGAGGGAGCCACGUGUAGCGGCGGCGGCGAUGCUACGUCAGAGGGAGCCACGUGUAGCGGCGGUGCUACGUCAGAGGGAGCCACGUGUAGCGGCGGUGCUACGUCAGAGGGAGCCACGUGUAGCGGCGGCGGCGAUGCUAAGUUAGAGGGAGCCACGUGUAGCGGCAGUGCCAACGUGUAUGAGCAGCAUUACCCGUAACCACUAGAGAAAGAAAUAGCAGCAAUUUCUGUGGCAAUUUCCAUGGCAAAAGUCCAGCGACUCUUACCGUUGCAGUAAUCUUUCAGUGAAGACAUAGAUAUUUGCUCAGUCGACACGUCACGUAAGCUGCAGGCUUCAUCUUUUUAACUAGACAUUGCUUGUAUUAGCAAAUAACGCUUGCACUGUCCUCUAUCCACUCGUUUUCCACGUAGAAAAAUUAUUACCAUUGAGAUACUUAGAACCAGCAGUUAAUUAGAAAACAAGGAAAUCAAUCAACAUUAUGUGGUAGAUAGUGCAGUGAGCAGUGAUCAUGACGUUUUUAAUUAAAUACGAGUUGCUUUUAUCGUUAUCAAGAA